AUGGCCAAGAUGAAGUCUCCCGCGGCUACCGGAAGCAAGCAAAGGGCGAUUAAAGGUGUGGUAGAAGGCGUGUGUCGGAAGCAAAAUCUGUGGGAAGAGACAGGUUGA
This is a messenger RNA of Phytophthora nicotianae INRA-310, 108 nucleotides long. RefSeq lists its product as hypothetical. The coding region runs from base 1 to 108 and encodes 35 amino acids. Lineage: Eukaryota; Oomycota; Peronosporomycetes; Peronosporales; Peronosporaceae. The record is from RefSeq and is a predicted model, not a curated record. The transcript is spliced from 2 exons.